UUCUCUACUAUUAGUAGUGUCUGACAAAAUACAAAAGUGUGUGUCUGUGCUGUUGUGUGUGUAAACAAACCCAAAACCCAAACCCAAACCAACAAUUCAAGUCAUUUGAAGAAAAUAAAACAUUUUCAUUAUAAUUGUGUAUCAAUUUUGUGGUGUGUUUUUUAUAAUUGAUUGAUUAGUUAGUUAAGUGAUUCAACCAGUCAUAUACAUCAUAUACAUCAUUGGUUGAAAAAAAAUAAUAUAUAUAUCCAAAUAAUAAUAAUAAUAAUUACAUUAACUAAAUGGCCAGUAAUAGCAUUAACAACAGUAGUAGUAGUGGUAGAUCGUCGGGCACCGGUAUGUCGAUGCCUACUACUACUACCGCUACUCCUAUCCGAUCACUGUUUGAUCCGCGCGAGGAAAAGGCCGCCUGCGGUGUCGGCUUUAUUGUGUCCAUCGAUGGUAUCGCUUCUCAUAAACUUCUGGUCAAUGCCAGAACAUUGAGCGCCCGUAUGGAGCACAGGGGCGCCUGUAGUUGUGAUAACAGUACCGGCGACGGUGCCGGCGUACUGGCAUCCAUUCCCCAUCAGUUUUACGCUAAAAAAAUUAAGGACAGCCACGGCAUUGAUUUACCGGCACCGGGCAAAUACGCUACGGGUAUACUGUUUCUCGAUGCCAUUACCCAUAUACAGGCUGAACAACAAUUUGCGACGGUAGCCGCCGAUAAUGACCUUCGGGUAUUAUGUUGGCGUGACGUCCCCACUGAUAGCAACUGUAUCGGCGAAGUGGCCAAAAGUAACGAACCGUUGAUGCGUCAGGUAUUUGUUGCGCCAAAUAAUCUGGACAUCGAUGACGACGACUAUAAGCGAAAGAUCUUCAUAUUGCGUAAGUCGGCGACCCAUCAGAUCCUUGACGAUGGCCUCCGAUUUUAUAUCUGCAGUCUGUCCACUGAUACCAUUGUCUAUAAAGGCCAAUUCACGCCACCGCAACUCUGGCAAUACUUUAUCGACCUACAGGAGCAAACAUUCGAAAGCUAUCUGGCCUUGGUACAUGCCCGUUUUUCGACCAAUACCUAUCCAUCGUGGGAACGGGCCCACCCGCUACGCUACCUGGCCCACAAUGGCGAAAUCAAUACACUGCGCGGUAAUGUCAAUCUGAUGCGCGCCCGGGAGGGUGUUAUGAAAAGCAAAAAAUUGGGCUCAGAUUUGGCCAAACUUUAUCCAGUGGUCGAACCCGAUAUGUCUGAUUCGGGUUCCGUCGAUAAUGUAUUGGAAUUUUUGUGUACCGCCGGCGGCCGAUCGCUACCCGAAGCCGUAAUGACAAUGGUACCCGAGGCCUGGCAAAAUGAUCCGCUGAUGCACCCGGAUAAGAAACUAUUCUACCAAUGGUCCGGGUGUGCAAUGGAACCGUGGGACGGACCGGCUCUGUUGACCUUUACCGACGGUCGCUAUAUUGGUGCCAUAUUGGACCGAAACGGUCUGCGGCCGUCCCGUUACUAUCAUACUAAGGACGGCUAUGUUAUUAUGGCGUCCGAGGUUGGCGUUGUCGAUGUGACCAACGAUAAUAUCGUACUAAAGGGUCGUCUACGUCCCGGUAGAAUGCUAUUGAUUGACACAAAAGAAAAAGUUUUCGCCCGCGACGAGGAACUCAAACUGGCCAUUGCCCGCAAACGGCCACUCGAACAAUGGCUUCGGGAACUGUUCUCAUUGGACGAACUACGAUCGGCUCACGUAACCGGACUCAAGUCAUUCAAACGUAAGGCYGUCCUCCUGGAAGGCCGUAGCGAAGAUGAAGUACACGGCAGGGCUAAAGUACUGGAGGACAGGCGUCUGGCAUUGUUUGCCUAUACAACCGAAACAAUCAAUUUGCUAAUACUGCCAAUGGUUAAGACCGAAAAAGAGGCACUCGGGUCGAUGGGCAACGAYUCACCCUUGGCCUGUCUGUCCCUGUGUCAGCCCCUGAUCUACGACUAUUUUAAGCAACUGUUCGCACAGGUAACCAAUCCGCCGAUUGAUCCGUUCCGCGAACGUGUAGUCAUGUCGCUGGCCUGUCCGGUAGGUCCCGAAGCCAACAUACUCGAGUCGUCGGCCGAACAAUGUCGCCGAUUAUGGCUCGAACAGCCCAUACUGUCCAUYACCGACYUGGAUAUCAUCAAAGARACGUCGUAUCAGGGCUGGCGUACAAAAGUCAUUGACUGUGUAUUUCCGAUACAAGAGGGCAAACCCGGACUACUGCGGGCAUUGGAUCGUAUAUGCGAGGAGGCCUGUCAAGCGGCCAAACAAGGCUAUACACUGGUCGUACUGAGCGACAGGCGUGCCGGUGCCAARUUUGUCCCAGUUAGUUCACUGCUGGCACUGGGAGCCACCCAUCUACUGAUCAAUGCCCGACAGCGUAUGAAAGUCGGUCUGAUAAUGGAAACCGGCGAAGCUCGGGAAGUACAUCAUAUGUGCGUACUGUUGGGCUACGGKGCGGACGCCAUCUGUCCGUAUCUGGUAUUCGAAACUAUGGCCGCCCUGCGCGAGGAAGGCCUACUACAGUUGUCCGACGCGGAUGUAUUUGCCAACUAUGUGGCCGCCAUGGAACGGGGUAUAUCGAAAGUAAUGGCCAAAAUGGGUAUAUCGACACUGCACUCGUACAAAGGUGCCCAGAUUUUCGAGGCCGUCGGCCUCGGCGAGGAAGUCAUCGAUAAGUGUUUCAAAAAUACCGCCUCCCGAUUGGGCGGCGCCACUUUCGAGGUAUUGGCCGACGAAGCACUCGAGCGGCACUCGAUUGCAUUUGCCGAACAAUACUUUCGGGAUUCGCAUAUACUUCGCAAUCCCGGGUUCUAUCACUGGCGAUCGGGCGGCGAAAAACACAUUAACGAUCCGCUGGCCAUUGCCAACCUACAGGACGCUGCGGUAACCAAUUCGCGCGACGCUUACAAACAGUUUGUCGACAGUGCCAACCGAGCGGUGAAAGAUUGUACACUACGUGGCCAACUGGAGAUUGUCUACUCGUCCAAACCGAUACCGCUGGACGAAGUCGAACCGGCGGCCAGUAUUGUCAAACGAUUUGUUACCGGUGCCAUGUCGUUCGGCUCCAUCUCCUACGAAGCCCAUACAUCGCUGGCCAAAGCCAUGAACCGAUUGGGCGGUAAGUCGAAUACGGGCGAAGGCGGCGAAGAUGCCGAACGCUGGUCGACAGCCGAUCCAAUGAACAACGAACGAUCGGCCAUCAAACAGGUGGCCAGCGGCCGUUUCGGCGUAACGGCAGCCUAUUUGGCCAAUGCCGACGAAAUCCAGAUCAAGAUGGCCCAGGGAGCCAAACCGGGCGAAGGCGGCGAACUGCCCGGCCAUAAGGUAUCGGUAGAGAUUGCCCGUACCCGCCAUUCGGUACCCGGUGUCGGUCUGAUAUCGCCGCCGCCGCAUCACGACAUCUAUUCCAUUGAAGACUUGGCCGAACUGAUCUACGAUCUUAAAUGUUCGAACCCGAAGGCUCGCAUUUCGGUCAAAUUGGUCAGCGAAGUCGGUGUCGGUAUAGUGGCAGCCGGAGUAGCCAAAGGCAAAGCCGAACAUGUUACGAUUUCGGGUCACGACGGCGGUACUGGUGCAUCGUCGUGGACGGGUAUCAAAGGUGCCGGCCUACCAUGGGAACUGGGCAUUUCCGAAACACAUCAGGUACUGGUGGCCAACGAUCUACGAUCGCGUGUCGUAUUGCAAUGUGACGGUCAAAUCAGGACAGCUUUCGACGUAAUAGUGGCCGCACUGCUCGGUGCCGACGAAUUUGGGUUUUCCACUGCACCGCUCAUAGCCCUGGGCUGUAUAAUGAUGCGUAAGUGUCAUCUGAAUACCUGUCCGGUUGGUAUUGCCACCCAAGACCCGGAACURCGCAARAAAUUCGAAGGCAAACCCGAAUAUGUGGUCAACUAUUUGUUUCUGUUGGCCGAAGAGAUUCGCCAAGAGAUGGCCAAACUUCGGAUCCGUAGAUUUCAGCAACUGAUCGGCCGUACGGAACUGUUGCGCUUCAAACCCGAUCCCCGCAACCCGAAGGCCAGUCUACUGGACUAUACGAUGAUACUGUGCAAUGCACUAUCGUUGCGACCUGAAACCAAUAUUAUCGGCGGAUCAGUGGCCCAGGACUUUCAACUGGACAAUCGAUUGGACAACAAAGUCAUAUCGGCUGCCAAAGACAUACUCGACGGUAACAAUUCAAAUCCUAUUGAUUUGUCGCUGGCCAUUGCCAACCAGGACCGUGCUUUCGGCGCUACACUUAGCUAUCAUAUUGCCACACGUUUCGGCGAACAAGGUCUGGCCCGUGAUCUGAUUACAAUCAAAUUUCUCGGAUCUGCCGGCCAAUCGUUUUGCCUGUUUCUGGCCAAAGGUGUUGUCGUUGAACUGGAAGGCGAUUCCAACGAUUACGUUGGCAAAGGUCUAUCGGGCGGCGAAGUGAUUGUCUAUCCGCCCAAAGAUAUGCCCCAAGAAUUCCGAUCGCAGGACAACAUUAUUGUCGGCAAUGUUUGCCUAUACGGCGCCACUUCGGGCAAAGCCUUUAUCAGGGGUGUGGCCGCCGAACGAUUCUGUGUCCGCAAUUCAGGUGCAACGGCUGUCAUCGAAGGAGUCGGCGAUCACGGCUGCGAAUACAUGACCGGCGGUGUGGUUGUCAUUCUUGGACCGACUGGCCGUAACUUUGCUGCGGGAAUGUCCGGCGGAAUCGCUUACGUAUACGAUAUUGAAGGCAAGUUUGCCUCGAAGUGCAAUCAGGGAACUGUCGAUCUGUUACCACUUGAAGACAAAGCGGACAUCGAUUUGGUUAAGUCGUUGCUGAAAGAGUUCAACGAAAAAACUGGUUCCGAAGUGGCCGACGAACUACUGAAACAAUGGGACAAUCAGUUGGCAGCGAAAAAGUUUGUCAAAGUUUUUCCAACCGAUUAUCAGCGAGUUCUUCGCGAACAACGCGAAGCACUGGAAGCCAGUGUCCAGCAAAAGACAAUCGCCGCCGAAGACAACGAUAAGUCGGAUAAAUCAUUGGCUGAUGUUAAGGACAUCGAAGACUCGGUUCCCGAUCAGACAAAACUSGAYAAAUUGCGCGGAUUUAUGAAAUACAARCGAAUCAAAGGCUAUUAUCGGGACGUAAAUCGUCGGACAAAAGACUGGAACGAAAUAUUUGACCACAAGUUUAUCCGCGACAAUGUCCGGACACAGGCGUCGAGGUGUAUGGAAUGUKGUGUAYCGUUUUGCCAGUCCUCACACGGCUGUCCACUCGGCAAUAUCAUCCCCCGUUGGAACGAUUUGGUCCAUCAGGACGACUGGUACGAAGCCAUGAAACAGUUGCUGCAGACCAACAACUUUCCCGAAUUUACCGGYCGKGUAUGUCCGGCACCGUGCGAAGGUGCCUGCGUUCUGGGUAUCAACGAACCGCCGGUGGCCAUCAAAACCAUCGAAGUGUCCAUCAUUGAAACGGCCUUCGAACGCGGCUGGAUCAAAGCUAAUCCGCCGAAACUACGAUCGGGCAAACGUGUGGCCAUUAUCGGAUCGGGACCGUCGGGCCUCGCAUGCGCCGAUCAGCUGAACAAAAAAGGACAUUCGGUUACUGUUUACGAACGCAACGACCGUAUCGGCGGACUCUUACAGUACGGCAUACCGACAAUGAAACUAUCGAAACAAGUAGUCCAGCGUCGGGUGGAUCUGAUGGCCGACGAAGGCGUCCAAUUCAAGCCGAAUACCAAUGUCGGCAAAGAUAUUACCGGCGAUGAACUGCUGAAAAACUUUGAUGCCGUUUGUCUGACCACUGGCGCCACUUGGCCCAGAGAUUUGCCGAUACCUGGCCGGUCGCUGAACGGUGUCUACUAUGCCAUGACUUUUCUGGAGUCAUCGCAAAAACAGUUGAUUAGCGCCGCAAACAAUGGUAACACUAAAUCAGCCCAAGUGGCCAAUCAGUUGACCGCCAAAGACAAGCGAGUUAUUGUUGUCGGCGGCGGUGAUACCGGUUGCGACUGUAUUGGCACAUCAUUCAGACAGGGCGCCAAAAGUAUCGUAUCGUUUGAGAUAUUGCCGCGACCUACCGAUGGACGCGAGGCCAACAAUCCGUGGCCACAGUGGCCACGAAUUUAUCGCAAAGACUACGGACACGAGGAGGUGGAACAAAAAUGGGGUUCCGAUCCGCGCAUAUUCGGUAUAUCCAGCAAAGAGUUUCUGGACGACGGCAACGGUAACGUUCGCGGUAUUCGCGCCGUACGUGUCGAGUGGUCGCAGGACGCGGCCGGCCGGUGGUCAAUGAAAGAGGUGGCCGAUUCGGAACAGAUCUAUGAGGCCGAUAUCGUACUGUUGGCAAUGGGUUUCUUGGGUCCCGAAAGCUAUCUGACUGAACAGUUGCGGCUGACCAAAGACCAGCGCAGUAACGUACUGACCAAAUCGGGUACCUAUCGUACGCCAAUGGAUCGUAUCUAUGCGGCCGGCGAUUGCCGUCGCGGUCAGUCACUGGUGGUGCACGCCAUCAACGAAGGUCGUCAGGCGGCCCGCGAAAUCGAUACCGAUCUCAAUGCCGGGUUUUCGACACUACCCGGACCUGGAGGUGUCAUACCGUAUCCGCCGAUCGGCGCCAAAUUGGUGGCCGGCUAACCGGGAUGGGUGGGUUUGUUUUUUUUUUGGUUUUCCCGACCGCCCGCCCGCCCGCUAGCGGGCCAAAAAACUAUUGAUAUAAAAAUAAUUUAUAAAUAUAUAUAUAUAUAUAAUGUUUUUUUUUUAUUUAAAAAAAUAAGUUUUUAGUGUUUUAUUAGACAGAGAGAGAGGUAAGAGAGAGAGAGAGAGAGAGA
Oppia nitens is the source of this 6769-nucleotide messenger RNA. RefSeq lists its product as uncharacterized. NCBI's taxonomy places the organism in Eukaryota, Metazoa, Arthropoda, Arachnida, Sarcoptiformes, Oppiidae. Gene Ontology annotation, molecular function: glutamate synthase (NADH) activity; iron-sulfur cluster binding; iron ion binding. The record is from RefSeq and is a predicted model, not a curated record.